Leptinotarsa decemlineata (Colorado potato beetle) is the source of this 924-nucleotide messenger RNA. RefSeq lists its product as uncharacterized. Lineage: Eukaryota; Metazoa; Arthropoda; Insecta; Coleoptera; Chrysomelidae. The record is from RefSeq and is a predicted model, not a curated record.
CUGAAUUAAAUAUUUGUCAGUUAACUUUGUACAUUGGUUAUUUUUCAAUGAAUUUUAUACUUUCAUUCUGAAACAUUUUAAUAAUCUUUGGGAAAGUGAGGUUUCGGCUUUCUACUUCUGAAUCUUUAUGCAUAAAAAUGUGAGAUUCUUCCAAAGGCAGAAAGAAAGCAAUUUCAAAAUAUCGUCGUUGUCACUGCAAUAUCUGCUAUGUGAGUUUUUGGCCAAUUUGACCUGUUUAUCAUAUAGAAAUAUAUGCUUUGUUUUCUAUAAAACGAAAAUAUGCCAUGUGCAUAUUUCUUUCCAGAAGACCGGUAAACAUUGUUAUUUAAUAUCUGCUAUGCGAAGCACUGAAAUGUAAUUAAUGCUAUGUGCUAAAACUAACACAUGGCAUAAAUUUUUACCAAGAAUUUACCACGUGACUGCCAGAAUUUUUUCACAUAGCAGAGAUUGCAUAACCUCAAAAAGUCCGCGUCAUUGGCAUUGUUCUCAGUUCAAUAAUAAGGUCUUGUUUAUUACGAAUGAAAAAUGUGUUCUCGUGGUAUAUUAAUGGUACAAAUGGCAUCAAAACGUAAUAAGGCUCCAAAUGACCGCCAAUCUGCACCAACUAGCAAGGCUUUUGAAGCUGAUUUAUCGGAUUCAGAUGAGGAUAAUGAACCUCUAAGCAAAUUAUUGAGGAUCAAGGCCCCUGAAAACGGGAGUAGUUGCAUGUCUCAAGCUGCCCAUGAUAAUUUAUCGGAUUCAGAGGAGAACAAUGAACUAUUAAGCAAAUUAUUAUUUAAGAGCUCUAAUGAAACUAACCCUCGCAAUGUAACUAGUCAUGAAACAACUUCUGAGGUAGCCAAUGCAGAUGCCCAGCCGAUUAUAUCAUUUCAGGUCCCAGUUAAUGAAAAUUUUACGCUGCCUCUAAAAAGUGUUAGUAUGUAG